GGCCCAAGCUGAUUUUAUUAUCCGUUGAACUAUUUCACUUGUCAAGUUGUCGCCUUCCCUCUCGCCGCGCCGGAAUGUGAAGUAGACUCAGCCGGAAAACAAUCCUGAAGAGAAUCGUCGACAAAAAUAAAAAGGUGUAGACUUUGAGCUUUUCUUUUUUCUCGUGGUCGUGGGGUUUGAAAAUUUUGACCAAAGCAAUGUAAAAAUGAAAAGACCCACUUGCCCACUUGCAUCUUUUCCCCGCCAACUCUUCCACCCAUUGCCAUUAUCAUAGUCGCGUGGUGGAUGUUCGCUUCCACUUCCAGCAAUAAAGCGAGAAUCCCCUGCUUCCGGCCACCCUUCCUUCCACCGGAAUUGUUUAUUCUAUAAUAAUAAUACCGCCAACGGCCAGCCAAUUUGACCUCUUACUUUCUCUGACCCAUGCCUUUUUUGUACUCACAUGCCCACCAUUCCCAAUUCAUUAAUUCAAUCCACCAUCCCCUGAAAACCCACCCACCAACAUGGCGAUGGCGAUCGCCUUACUCCUUCUCACCUCCGCUGCCGCCGCCGCCGCCGCCGCCGCAGCACCACCAAUACCUUCUUCUUCUACUACUACACCAGCAACAAGGUGCCCAUUCGAUCUAAGCUACGUCCGCACAAUCCCAUGGGACACUUCCCUCUGCCAGCGACCCGCCGCCGCCCCGCACUGCUGCCAGACCCUCACCAGCCUCUUCGGCAUCGGGAUGUCUCAGCACCUCCGCCAGACCUCCGUCUUCGAGCUCCCCAACGCCAACGUCUCCGCCGCCUGCCUCGCUGACCUCCGGACCAACCUCGCCGCCAUCUCGAUCGACCCUUCCUUCGUCCCUCUCUGCUUCAACGACUCCAAUCAGUUCGUCUCCAGUCCUUCCAGCUGCGUCGGGAUCAUCACCGCCGCCGAUUGGAUCAGUAGGGUCGGACCCAUCACCCCGCUGGAUGCUAAUUGCAGAGGCGACCUCUCAUCGGGGCUGACCCGCUGCAGCGCUUGCUUCAACGCCGGGUUGCAGGUGAACUCUCAGCUCUCUAGCCUCAUGCCCAAUUCGACUUCCAAGUGUUUCCACUUCACUUGUAUGUAUGCUGUUGCUAUGGUGAACGAGCGUGGCCCUCUCGAUGCCAAGACAUCGGGUUGUAUUCUGGCGUUGCCGUUGAAAAGCUCUGUUGGUGAAAACCCUAAUCAGGGCAAACAUGGGAAAAGAAGCGAAUUAGGGCUUGUUUUGGGGGUUAUCGGUGGUGUUGUUGGUGUUGUAAUUGCUGCCGUGUUGAUUGGGGUGUUGUGGCGAAAGAGGCGAAAGAGGAAGCACGAUGAGGCUUCCCAUGAGCAAUUUGUCAGCAGUUUCAAAUCUGCUGUGCUGCCGAAUUCUGGAGCCAAGUGGUUUCAGGCGUCGGAGCUUGAAAAGGCUACGGAUGGGUUCUCACAGAGGAAUUUCCUGGGGAAAGGAGCUUUUGGUAUUGUGUACAAAGGGGUUCUUGCAGAUGGCAGGUUGAUUGCUGUGAAGGAAAUGCACGAUCCUGAUUCUCUGAGGGAUGAGGAGUUCUCCAAUGAGGUUGAGAUCAUCAGCAAGAUCAGGCACAGGAAUCUGCUCGCCCUGCGAGGGUGCUGCGUUGCUAGUGACGCAGUCAGAGGGAGGAGGAGGUUUCUGGUCUACGAUUACAUGUCGAAUGGAAGUCUCGGUGAUCAUCUAGCCAAUGACAGGAGCAGAAAUCAGUUGAGUUGGCCUCACAGGAAGAGAAUCCUCCUCGACGUUGCCAAAGGACUUGCAUACCUUCACCACGGGAUCAAACCCGCCAUUUAUCACCGCGACAUCAAGGCCAACAACAUACUGCUGGACAAUGAAAUGAAGGCCAAGGUUGCUGAUUUCGGGCUUGCAAAGCAGAGCUUGGAAGGUCAGUCUCACGUUACGACGAGGGUGGCUGGAACGCACGGUUAUUUAGCACCGGAGUAUGCGUUGUAUGGGCAGCUGACGGAGAAGAGCGAUGUGUACAGCUUCGGGGUUGUGAUUCUCGAAGUCAUCAGUGGAAGGAAGGUUAUCGAUUCGUCGAGCUCGUCGUUUCUUUUGAUCACGGACUGGGCAUGGAUGUUGUUGAAAUCCGGGAAGGUAGAGGAGAUCUACGAUGAGGCGAUACGAGAGGAAGGUGCUAAGGAUGUGAUGGAGAGGUUUGUUCUUGUUGGAAUGCUGUGUGCUCAUGUAAUGGUGGGGUUCAGGCCGACGAUUGCUGAUGCUUUGAAGAUGCUGGAAGGUGACAUUGAUGUUCCUAAGUUGCCUGACAGGCCAUCGCCACUCAGUCACGAAUCAUUUCGGCAUUCUGCUAAGAGCUCGCUUUAUGGUUCAUCUGUAGGCAGCGAGAGGUCGAAAGCUUCCAACACCUCCAUCUCCAGCUCAAGUACCGCAUCUUGAUGCUGUUCUAUGGAUUCUUGGAUUUGAUUAGAUGCGUUGCUGUGUGUUUGAAAUUUUGUUUGUAUUUACAAUCGAGGCAAGUAAUAUCCAUUUAUACGCAAUAAAAUCAAAUCACAGCCUCUCAAAGCGAACUGCUAUAGCGCCUUGAUGAGAGAUGAUGGUGGUCAACCAGUACGGCGAGUUAGGACUAGUACGACUACAGUACUCAGGACAGGACUAGGAUUAUCUGGAGAAAAUAAAGAAGAUUAGCUACGGCUACCAAUACCCACAACUACAAGGAGAAACACCUGUAACGAGCCAACGAGAAAAGUGAAAACACAAUAAAUUCCAGUCUCCCAAACCAAAAACACUACCCAACCUGUACUAGCUGUCAAAACACCCGUCCGCUCAACCCAAUCCGCAAUUCGAUCGCAACUCAAAUUGACUAAAAGUCAACAGCCUAUAACCCGUCCGACCCGCAAGCCGAUUGACCUGUAACCUGAUUAACCCGCAACCCAAACUUGAUUGACCCGACCGACUAACCCAUGACCCGACCAACUCAACUCGAACUCCACUCCAUCCACUUGAAUAAUUAUUAAUUAUAUAAUAUAUCAUUUUUCAAAAUGAAUUUUUUAUUCUAUACUUAGGUAAAAAAAAUUAAUUUCGUGUAGGAAAUUCAAAAAAUAUGAAACCCACUUGAUAUUACGUAUUUUAAUAAAAUUGCAAAAAUUGA
Molecule: messenger RNA, 3123 nt
Organism: Linum trigynum
Lineage: Eukaryota; Viridiplantae; Streptophyta; Magnoliopsida; Malpighiales; Linaceae
Source: the annotation of a GenBank genome assembly